Ostreobium quekettii is the source of this 3402-nucleotide messenger RNA. NCBI's taxonomy places the organism in Eukaryota, Viridiplantae, Chlorophyta, Ulvophyceae, Bryopsidales, Ostreobiaceae. The record is from the annotation of a GenBank genome assembly.
AUGCCGCGUCGCGUCGCGGUGAUCGGCGCCGGCGUCUCCGGCCUAGCCACCGCGUGGCUGCUCAACAGGGCGGGGGAGCGCGUCACGCUGUACGAGGGCUGCGCGAGAUGCGGCGGCCACACUCUGACGGACGGAUCCGGGCCGUGCCCUGUAGACCUCGGCUUUCAGGUGUACAACCUGACCACCUACCCCAACCUGGUUGGGUUCCUCGAGGAGCUGGGCAUCGACACGGAGCCGUCGGACAUGUCGUUCGCGCUGUCGCUGGACGGAGGCGCGUUCGAGUGGGCCAGCACGGGCCUGGGGGCGGUGUUUGCACAGCGGGAGAACGUUUUCAACGCAGGGUUUUGGAGGAUGAUUUGGGAGGUUGUGCGCUUUGGGCAGUUGGCGCCGCAGGUGCUGGAGGCAAAGAAUGCAGAGCUGUAUGAUGACAUGGACCUCGGGACGUACAUCAAUCAAGAGGGAUAUGGUGAGGUCUUCAAGCAAUGCUACCUGCUGCCUAUGUGUGCUGCAGUGUGGAGUGUGCCGUUCAGCAUCGCCAUGCAGUACCCUGUGAAGGUGCUUGUUCGCUUCUGGGUGAAUCAUCACCUGCUGGACCUGUUCCAAAGGCCUCUGUGGAGGGUCGUGAAGAACAGGAGCGUAGAUUAUGUUGACAGAGUUUUAAAAGACCUGCCCGAUGUAAGGACUGGACAGGCUGUGGCAUCAGUGGCAGCUGUUGAUGGCGAUCGCAUCGUUGUGACCACUAAAGAUGGAUCAAAAGAUGAAUUCGAUGCCGUGGUUCUGGCAACUCAUUCAAACACCUCCCUCUCCCUUCUUGGGAAUGGUGCAUCAGCCGAUGAGAGACACAUCCUAUCGUCCAUUCCAUACCAAGACAACGUUGUCUAUUACCACAGUGACACAAGCCUGAUGCCCAAACGAAGGUCCACAUGGGCAUCGUGGAACUUUUUGGGCACAUCUGUGUCUCAACAAGAUGAAGACGUCUGUGUGACCUAUUGGCUCAAUCACCUUCAAAACCUGCCAGCUGGUACACCAGAUGUGUUCGCCACACUCAACCCACGUGUUCCUCCACACAAGGACAAAACAUUCAGCCGAGUGACUCUAGCACAUCCAAUUUUCACCGCUGCUGGAUGCUCAGCUCAGACACAGCUCCACAAGAUACAAGGAAAACGGGGUUUGUACUUCGCGGGAGCAUGGUGUGGCUAUGGCUUCCAUGAAGAUGGCAUGAAGUCAGCGAUCGCUGUUGCCCAGCUGUUGGGGGCCGAAGUGCCCUGGAAGCCCAUUUCCACAUCUCCAAAGGUCGAUUGGAUUGACUGGAUGUUCAUGAGGACGUUUGACCGAUUUGCUAAAAUAGGUAUCAGAAAUGGAAGUUUGAGGAUCAUCCUUCCAAGCGGUGCAGAGCUGCAGUAUGGUGAAGGUGGCCAUGAACAGCUUGAAGGCAACUGGCAUGGCCGUCCUCGUGCCAGGGCAACCAUCCGUGUCUUGAAAAUGGCCUUCUUCAGGAAAAUCGUUAUCCGUCAUGACUCAGGGUUUGGUGAGGGCUACAUGGACGGUGACUUUGAGGUUGAUGACAUUGGGGGCCUGCUGGCCAUUGCUGUGGCGAAUGCAGCCAACAUGCAGAACAAGCGGGGGGCCCUGGGGUUCUUUAACUGGAUGGGCGAUCGGUUGUUGCACCUGGCCCACCUGCGGAGGGCAAACACGAUCGUUGGGAGCCGGAAGAACAUUGAGCAGCACUACGAUGCUGGGAACGAUAUGUAUAAGUUGUUCCUUGAUGAGACCAUGACGUACUCAAGCGGCAUCCACAAUCCAGGUAAGACCCUGCAGGAAGCCCAACUGAAAAAAUUGGAUGUCAUCAUCGCCAAGGCCCAAAUAACGUCCACUGACAAUGUCCUUGAGAUUGGCUGUGGGUGGGGCUCCUUUGCCAUACGUGCCGCACAGAGCACAGGCUGCACAGUGACAGGACUGACCAUCAGCAAAGCCCAGCUGGGAGAGGCGCAAGCACGGGUGAAAGCUGCAGGCCUCGAGGAUCGGGUGAAGCUGAUGCUGUGUGACUAUCGGCAGUGCCCCGGUGCUGGGACUUUUGACAAGGUUGUCAGCAUCGAGAUGAUUGAGGCCGUUGGGCAUGAGAAUAUGGAUGGGUACUUUGCGACGAUUUGGAGGAUGUUGAAGCCUGGAGGUGCAGCUGCCAUUCAAGCCAUCUCUGUGCCUGAUGAGCGCUACAAGGCAUACUGCGGCUCAUCCGAUUUCAUAAGGGAGCACAUCUUCCCAGGCGGCCACCUCCCUUGUCUGCAACUGGUCAGCGACUUGGCCAGGCGGCAUGGCAUGUCUGUGCAUGACGCCAACGACAUCGGCCUUGACUAUGCUGUGACCCUGCGGCAAUGGAGGGCCUCCUGGGAGGAGCGCAAGGAGGAACUGGCAGCUCUGGGCUACAACGAGUGGUUCUGGAAGAAGUACAGGUUCUACUUUGCAUACUGUGAGGCAGCUUUUGAUGCGAAAUACAUACACAACUUCCAGAUUGUGCUCCGGAAGGAUAGGGUGCCAGACGCGGAUGUGGACAGAAUGCGCACCAACCUUGUGACGAGUGAUGAAGCCACCUGUGUUGACAACACGAAGCCAAGGGAUCCAGUUACACAGGUCCUCUUGGCCAUCUACUUCUUCCUCAUGGGCAUUUGUGUUAGCCAUCGUCGCUACCUGUGGAUACUGCCAGCGACAUCUUCUGCCUUCGCCACCCUUCUGGCUGCCGUCUCCAAACUGUCAGCCUUCUGUGUCCCUGCCUAUGGUGGGCUGUCAUGGGGGCAGAAGUGUUGGUGGAACAACAAUGUCACACAACUUGUUUUCUCUUGUGUUGCGGGAUCUGCAAGCCUUCUGUGCGCAAGCCUGGGUGCCUCUGACAGCGAGCUGCCAGGAUCUAAAGAUCAGGUAUCGCUCGUGGUCGUCUGCUUCGCGACAGGGUUCGCCGGCUUUCAAGUAUGGGACGUAUUGCGGCACAGAAUGUAUGAUAAGAGCCCACACGCCUUGGUGCACUACACAAUCAUGCUCUGUCUGUUUGGCAGCGCCGCUUUCAAGCAAGUGCACGUGGACUUGCUGUCCGUGGCGCUGCUUGCAGAGUGGAGUUCUGCAGUUCAUGUGUUUCGCCGGCUGCUGAACAUGGCUGGUGCUUGCAGCAACAUGUCCAUGAGCAAAUCUUUGUGGUAUGCAGAGCUGGUGAUGAUGGUGCUUUCCAGGUUGCUUCCUCACUUGUGGCUGCUGGUGCUGGUGGCCUCAAGUCCCGGCUCCUUUGCAGCCCUGCCAUAUUACUGGAUGGCACUUGUGGGACUGGUGUACACAAAUGUGCUGAAUGUGCGCAGAGGUUCGUUUCUUUGGGGCGAACGGCCAGAAAGGGGAUUGGAGAGGGACCACGCCGACUGA